AUGAACUUCAUCCGCAAGCUACUAAGCAGCUCGCCCAAGGAUGAGUUGGUGGUGAUACCUAGUGGUCAGCUCUACUUAGUGAGAUCGCCCACGUCACCGAAGGGGGAGUCUGAGUGUCUUUAUAAUGAUGUUGUAGCCAGCAUUAGGGAAACAUCCAUACAAUACAACUACCAGCUCAUAAUACAGAAGGCCUUCGAGGAAGGCGAGGUUUCAGAUCGCGAGGAGGAUAACGACGAGUCGUCUGUGUUUGAUGAUCUGGAAGAGGGCAAAGAUGACGACUGGACCUUCUUGAUAGACGAAACCUUGAAGUUCUCCAGGUCUGUGAACAAGGAGGGAGACACCGUGAUAAGAUGGAAGGAUAACACGGGAGACAUGGGAGACUAUCUGCAGUUGCUCUGCGAUCGCUCGGUGAAGCCCUCGUUGUUAGAUCAGUUUAUGACUACUCUUUACAAAUGUCAGUUUGAGAGGAAGUAUAAGAGAUCUGCUCUUUCAGCUUCGGAAAGCGAUCUUGAAGAGUUCAAGGUUGGUGCUUCACAGGCUAAAUUGCACAUUCCUGGAUACAGCAAUGACGCUGAUGGUGAAGACGAUUCAGAGGACGAAUUUCACGAUGCUAACGAUGUCAACGAUGAAGAAGACCUGAAAGACCCACAUCCAAUGAGGUUACCUGCCGGGAAAGUACUAAGCCAGGGAGAAUGUCAGUUGCACCUCUACGACCCCGUCAAGAACUCUUUUAUUCUCCAAAACGAGACAGUCAUUGCCAAAAUCAUUGAUCUUGGAAACUGGAACUACUGGCUUUCUGUGGUUGACAGGUCCUCCAAGGGAAGACAGGCGAUUACAGGAAGUUUUAUUACCCCUGAUCUAAAUCCGGUUUGCAAUGACGAUGCACUGGCCUUUAUAUUCAACUACGUGGGUGAGAACUUGGCACUUUCAUGGCUGCUCAAGUUCGAAAAUCUCCAGAAACUGGAGGAGUUCAACUCUAAUGUGAAAACUGCGUUGUGGGAAUCACUGAACAGGACAAAGCUGGAUAGUGUCUCAGAAUCGGACUCCGAAUACGUUCUCAGGGCGUUCGACAAUUUGAAUGUGAACGACGACAUGGAUGCAGAAUUUGAAGAAGAAAGUGAGGAUGAGUUUGAUUCAGCGGAGGAAUCGCUGCUUGAUAACGUGAGGGUUUCCAAUUUAAGACAGGGAACUACCAGGAGGAAUUUCUCCGAUGACGACGACGACUCUGACAGAGACGAAACUAAAGAGAGAUUCGAAGGCUCUGAAUCAAACAAGGGACUCAAAGUAGGCUACAAAAAUGACAGAACCUACGUUGCUAGAGGCAAUCGCCUCGGAGUUUUUACUUCUACUGAAGACAAUGAUCUGAAGUUUUACACAGCGAUUGAAAACAUCAAAAACUCCAAGGGACAAUAUAUCGAUCCCUCGAAGAUGAUGCUUCACCAGGAGGAUAGGGCCAUGAUUAUACAGGAUGACUCGAAGCCUUUCGAGCUCUACAAGAUGGAUCUGGAGUAUGGUAAGAUUGUGGAAGACUGGCAAGUAUCCAAAGACAACAAUGUUCCAGUUGUCGAAUUUGGUCCCUCUCAAAAGUUUUCCCAGAUGACAGGGGAACAAACUUUCAUGGGAAUAUCUAGCAAUGGUCUAUUUAAGUUGGAUCCUCGGUUGUCUGGUAGUAAGCUUGUGGAAGGUUUGCGGAAGACAUACAAGACAAAGGUUAAUUUCACAGCUCUGGCAACUACUGAGCUCGGGUUCAUGGCUGUUGCGAACGAGAGUGGUGAGAUCCGUCUGUACGACAAGCUCGGAGGAAAUGCUAAGACCCAACUGCCGGGAUUGGGAGAACGCAUUAUUGGCAUAGAUACCUCCAAUGAUGGUCGCUGGUUGUUAGCCACCUGCAAGACUUAUCUGCUAUUGAUUGACACCAAGAUCACUGACGGCAAGAAUGCCGGAGCUUUUGGAUUCACCAGGUCUUUUGGUAAGGACUCUAAACCUCGUCCAAGGAGAUUGCAGCUGACUCCUGAAAAUGUGGCUUUCAUAAGAAAUGAAACCGGCACGGGUGUUGUCUUCACAAAGGCCCGUUUCAACACGGGCGUCAAUGUGGACACUCCACAGACCAUUGUUUCCUCCACAGGGCCUUACGUGAUAACAUGGUCAUUCAACAAGGUGCUUCGCAACGACCCACAGCCAUAUCUUGUUAACAGAUAUGAGGAUACGGUGAUGGCAGAAGAUUUCAGAUUUGGAUCGGACAGCAAUGUUAUUCUGGCAUUGAAGGACGAUGUUGCAAUGGCCAAUAAGAAGUCUUUCAAGAAGCCCACCAACGUAUCUCUGACUGGCAAAAAGAAGGCUUUGUCAAAGACAGAGGUUGUUUAUUCACCAUACUAG
This is a messenger RNA of Kuraishia capsulata CBS 1993, 2376 nucleotides long. RefSeq lists its product as uncharacterized. Lineage: Eukaryota; Fungi; Ascomycota; Pichiomycetes; Pichiales; Pichiaceae. The record is from RefSeq and is a predicted model, not a curated record. Bases 1 to 2376 code for a protein of 791 amino acids. The transcript has a single exon. Gene Ontology annotation, cellular component: cytoplasm; nucleus.